UCUUCUGUAUUAAGGUGCUCAGCUCUGAAAUGUCAAUAUCGUUUUGGACUUAACAACGUACAGUAGAGGUGACUUCGCUUAUAAGCAGGGAAAGGAAGAGAAAUCAGAUUCAAUUUAUUAUGAUAUUCUGUGAUAUCAGGCGGCGAGAUAUCUUCUAGGUUCCCUGUCAACAUGCCAGAUUUACAUAGAAUGUAUAGACGACGUAGACGUCAUGCCAUUGGCGAAACAACUUUCUCUGUCUCAAGCAGUCGACUUCUAUGAUAGACGGCGCACAAGACAUUAUGGAUACCCAAGCAACGAGCAUUUGGCUGCUAGAAAAUCUCUACCACUGCAAAGACAGAUUCCCGUUCUCGAUGACAACUUGAAAAGACUUUUACAUCAAGCUUCAUUGGCAAACAGCAGUCGCCCAAUCCAGGGAACUAUUACAGCUACCUCUGGAAGUCUUCCGCCAGAGGUCGUGCGUGAUUAUAACAAAGGGGCAACAAACCCGACGGUGCAAGUGAAUCUAAGAAAGAAGCCGGAACGACCGAAAGUUAAGAAACUAGCCAUCAACAGGCAGGUCGCUUUGAAUAAUUGGGACCCUCGCCGUGAAAUGCGUCGAGUUGAGCAAAGGGUUGUCUUUACAGAAGGUAUCAGUUCUGUUAGUAGAAAACCAGAACCCCACUUGCACGUGGAUCGAAAAUAUUUCCUACCAGCAAAUAUGCCGGAAGACUUGAAAUUUGUACGAGAAAAUAGCAAAAUUGCUAUUGAUUUAUCGAGUUCUGAUGACAUACCAUUUUGCACGGUGGAGGUUGAUAAAACAAAAAAAGCAGAAAAUCAGCUCAGUUUGCCGCACAUUUCUGACAAUACUGAAUCCAAGAAUGGCAGAGGAAAACGGAGGAGAUCUAAUGGGAAACCUGACAUUAAAAAUACCACCAGUGCCCCUUCAGAAGGAUACUUUAUGCAGAAUAUUGCUCGUCUGUCUCCUACAAGUUUUGUACCGCUCAAUUCUCCCUCCACGACAUUCUACGCCUCUCGAGAGCCUAGUCAUUUACAACCCGCCCACGUAGUACAGAUUAAUGCACGAACGCUUGAUAAGUCGUUAAAUCUAAACGCGGUGAAACCUGAUAAAAAUAACGGUUUCAAGAAAGACAAAGUUUUCAAAUCACAACUGGGUGCAUCAUCAGAUGGUGUUGUAGGUCUUCGGUCCAUUAAAAUAGGCGAAAGUUUGUCGUCGGCUCACCUUAAACAAAGACAAAAGGAACUUCGAGCUUUAUAUCCGAUGUACGAUUGGGGCAUUCAGCAAAAAUCAAGAAAUGAUAUUGCAAGAAAAAAAGAUCCCUCUCUUUCUAAGAAUAGUUUUAAAGAGGCAAAAUCCAACAAACAAAGUCGAAAGAAUGCGUCGCUUAAUAUAUAUCAGAUUGACUCUGACAAUUUGGAUGCAAUUGGCAAAAAUCGUGCUGGACGAGAUUCUGUCAAAUCAAUGUCAGAUUGGUCGAUUGACAUGGACUUUCCUAUCUGGGAAAGUUCGAUUUCUCAUAAAAAUCAUAAACAUAAGAAAAAUUGGAGCGUGUGGUCUUUUGAUGAGAACUAUGAUUUAGAUGCGUAUCUGGAUGGAACUUGUUACGAUUCAGGCGCCCCUUUUCACGGUGUGCAGCCAGAUGCAGACAACCUGUUGAUGCCGACGACCAUACCUUGUAAACCUAAACCAAAAUGUGUUGGUGGAUCAGUAGGGGUCCCAAAUGUCCACGAGGAAAAUGAAAUAAGAAAGGAGAAGACUAAAGGCGAAAGAACAGAGACUAACACUGGUGGUCCGCCUCGACAAGAGAGUCAUGCUUCCCUCCAUCCCCCACCUAACACAGCCGAUGAUCCGACCGGCAAUCAUACCUCCACCGAAAUGGAACACAUUCUGCCACGUAUUGCGGAAAGUGCCAGUAGUGAUAAAGUAAACGUCCAAGUUUCUGUUAAAACACUGAGUUUAGACCCUGCUCAACUUGAGAAGCAUCCCGAGGUUCAUAACGGUACUCCCACGAUUUGCGUCACCCCACCGACCACGCUGCAACAAAGCAAAAUGGACGCCGCGCCCUGUCCCACCGACAAAAGUCAUUCUGCAGGAGACUCGCCGGUGGCAGAUAAGAGUGCAAACUCGAACUCUUAUCUACAGCAGAAUAAAGGCCCAAAAGGGCAAAAACUUGUUAAAACAGGUAGUAAAAGGGAUAUUGUUUUUAUUUCUCCUGCAAUUCAAAGUCCGUAUGAAUACCAAGUAUACUAAAAUUGCGACAGCUUUAUACAUUUUAUAGGCCUAUAUUAUACAUUUCAAUAUUUUGUGUGUACAUUAUAUAAAUCUCAAUUACCAAUCAUACCACACAAACGAUACAGGUACACACACACUCAAAGUCCAAGUCAGUAUAAAUUUUACUGCAAUUUAAACGUUAUCUACAAAGGUGCAACUUUAUUGUACGUAUGCAUAUGGCUUUUUAGUAUUUUCAGAAUUUUUAUAUAGCGUCUUUUUAUUCUGGCUAGCAUUAUUUAUGAGGAUGCUACUUUGUAGUCAAUACGAUUUAAUUAGGCUAGUCAACGCUGUACUCCCUAGUUACCACUUACUUG
Messenger RNA from Lingula anatina, 2586 nucleotides. RefSeq lists its product as uncharacterized. NCBI's taxonomy places the organism in Eukaryota, Metazoa, Brachiopoda, Lingulata, Lingulida, Lingulidae. The record is from RefSeq and is a predicted model, not a curated record.